GGUCCGGAGAGGAAAAAAGCUGCUGGCUCUGCUUUGACUGGAAGGGUUUCUCCGGGAAGAGUGUCAUUCACAUCCCAGCGCUCCUACGGUUACUUCCAAAGCAGACUUCUUCCCUGUAGACUGGACUUUGUCCAAAGAUUUGGAACAUAGGGAAGAGAGAGAGAGAGAGUUAGCCUGCUUGUGUGUUUGAGAGAAAGAGUUUGAGAGUUUGAGAGAAAGAGUUUGAGAGUUUGAGAGAAAGACAGGAGAGAAGUGUACGGGACCACAGAAGGACAGGGCAGACAGAGAAGUGUACGGGACCACAGAAGGACAGGGCAGACAGAGAAGUGUGUGAGUCAGGGGACAGAAAGCAACAAAUACUGAACUGACACCCAAGGGGUUCGAGUGAAGUAGAAAAAAACAAUUGAGAAAGCAUCUCUUUCCGGCGUCUAAUUCCUUUGAAUACACAGUCCUUUGGCUUAUUUUCAGGUCUUCAUCCAGAAAACAAUCCAGAAAGUCAUGGAAGUGGAAACAUCCAGCCUGCACUUGGAGCUGCAGGAGCAGCAGCAGACCCUCACCGAGAUCUCCGACGACGAAGUCAACCUGCCACCGUCGGAUGACGAAGACUUUGGAGCCGCCAAGGAACGUUCGUCGGUGGCGCUCGCCGUGUCCGAGGGCGACCAGGAGGAAAAGGAAGAGGAUAAAGUGGGCGCCCAGGUGAACGGCGUUAUGGUCCUGGCUCUGUUGGACAAGAUCAUCGGGGCGGUGGACCAGAUCCAACAGACGCAGAGUGGCCUGGAGGCUCGGCAGCAGGACAUGGAGCGGUCAGUGACGGGGAUCCAGGGCGAGCUCACCAAACUGUCCAAGAGCCACAGCACCACGUCCAACUCAGUCAACAAGAUGCUGGAGAAGGUGCGCAAGGUGAGCGUCAAUGUGAAGACAGUGCGUGCCAACCUGGAGAAGCAAGGGGGUCAGAUCAAGAGGCUGGAGAGCAACGAGAACGAGCUGCUGAAGAGGCGCAACUUCAAAGUCAUGAUCUACCAGGACGAGGUGAAGAUUCCCUCUAAACUGACCGUGUCAAAGUCCAUGAAGCUCUCAGAGCUUGUGGAGGGAGGACGAGGCAGCGUGCUGGACCUGAAAGAAGGAGCCGAGGAGAACGGAGAGGAGGGAGAAGAGAAGCCCCACUUGGACCUCUCCUCUGACGAGGAGGAGCUGGAGAUCGAGGACGUCAUCGAGGAGUCGCGCGCCGAGCGCAUCAAGCGUAGCAGCCUCCAGCGCGUACAAAACAUCAAAAGUGCCUUCUCAAAGGAGAAGAUGGGCUUGACCAAGGAGAAGAUGACCAAGACCAGGGAAAAGAUGGGCUUGACUAAGGAGAAGAUGACCUUGACCAAGGAGAAGAUGGGCUUCAACAGGCAGAAAACCAAUAAGGAGAACGUGGAGAAAAUCCCGAAGCCAAACGCCAAAGAGAAUUUCGACAAGACCAAACAACACGCCAAAGAGAAUUUCGACAAGACCAAAAAAAACGCCAAAGAGAACUUCGACAAGACCAAGCAGAAGACCAAGGAGAACCUGGAGAAGACGCGCCACAACAUCGAGAAGAAGAUGGGCAAGCUGGGCACGCGCAUGAGUGUCAACCCGGAGCAGAAGGAGAAGAUGAAGGUGUCGCGGCAGAAGGUGAUGAAAUCCUUUACCCCCGACCACACCGUCUACGCCCGCGACAAGACCGCCAUCUACAAGGUGCCUCCCUUCACCUUCCACGUCAAGAAGUUCCGCGAGGGGGCCAUGGAGCCCGUGGAAGUCCAGGGGACGGAGAUGGUGGAGGUAUCCCAGGACCUGAACCCUUUUCAGGGACUGGAGGAUGACUGCCACGAGGGGCGUGUGGAUCUGGACGUGGACAUGGAUAUGAUGAAUGGAGGAGGAGAGGAGGAAGGGAUGGAGGAUGAAGAGGAAGAGGAAGAGGACGAGGAGGACAGCCAUUCCCUGCAGGAGAUGCACGAGGACUCGGAGCAUGUGCUGGUGGAGCGGGAUAGGGACAGCGACUAGGUGAGGAAGUGGAGGAAGAGGAGGAAGAGGUGGAAGGUGAACGAGACAACUUGCCUAAUACCAAAACUGCCCACUAGAACCAAACCCCCUGAGUGCCUUGUGUAGAUCUAAAAAGGACUGGAUAGGUAGAAGCAAUGCGGUAAUAGCUACCUGUUGUCUUCUGCUGUAUUUCUUGCACCUGUCCAAUCCACUUUACAAAAGUGUUUAAGGGGGAGGGGCUAGGGAUUGAUUUUGGGAUUGGGUGCUAGAGAGGCCAUGAAGAGAAGAAGAAAAGGAAGAAGAAUGAGACAACAAACAACAACAUGGGGUUGGAAGAGAAAGAAAGGGAGAGAAUGGGGUGGUAAGGAACACAGCAUAAAGUUUCUAUGCCGUGAACAAAUUAUUACUCAGAAGGGGUGUGGCCAUAUCCCUUGGGAGCGAACAGUAUAAUAUUCCAUCAACUUCCAGAAUCAUGUUUAAGUUGAAAUGCUAACGUCACUCACAAAAGCUGUGAAUGGAAGUUAGUAAAGUGCUAAUUUAGUUGCCACCUGUAUGUUAGAUAUUUCAGUAACUCUUUAGUAACAGUCAACAAAAAAAAAGGAGAAGCCUUAAAUGAUGGGAAAGUGUAGCCACUUUGGUUUUGAAAUGAUUUGU
This is a messenger RNA of Oncorhynchus nerka (sockeye salmon), 2655 nucleotides long. It is a transcript of the gene cavin1b, whose product is annotated as caveolae associated protein 1b. The transcript is spliced from 2 exons. Gene Ontology annotation, molecular function: rRNA primary transcript binding. The coding region runs from base 499 to 2022 and encodes 507 amino acids. The record is from RefSeq and is a predicted model, not a curated record. Gene Ontology annotation, cellular component: cytoplasm; caveola. Gene Ontology annotation, biological process: termination of RNA polymerase I transcription; transcription initiation at RNA polymerase I promoter. NCBI's taxonomy places the organism in Eukaryota, Metazoa, Chordata, Actinopteri, Salmoniformes, Salmonidae.